This is a messenger RNA of Funneliformis mosseae, 198 nucleotides long. NCBI's taxonomy places the organism in Eukaryota, Fungi, Glomeromycota, Glomeromycetes, Glomerales, Glomeraceae. The record is from the annotation of a GenBank genome assembly.
AUGGCAUAUGAGGAAGUCUUAUUUUCAGUAGUAUUUACUGGAAAGAAAAAAUACUACAGCAUCCCACAUACAAGUAAGAAGGUCAUGGAAGAAUCUAUGAGGCUGGAUAAUGAUAAUACUCGCAUCUUGCAUCAGAUUGUAGAGGAUGUGCUCAAAGAGAUCAUAAAUGAUAUUUCACAGAUAGAUCUUAAUGGAGUG